GCUGAGCUUUCACCCAGAGCUCCUCUCCACAAUGGCGCUAUCAGCGUCCCCCUAUCACUUCUGCGCAGUGACCGGCAACACAGAGCUAGCAUGCUUCCUGUACUUUAGGGGGGUGGACAUCACCAGGAACAUCACCGUGGCGUCCUUUUCCGCAGCCGGAGCAAAUGGAUCCACACCCUGGAGGAAGGAGAUCUUGGUGUCAGCCGCAGAUGCAGCCUUGCUGGCAGGGAACUCGAGGACUGCCCAAGCACUGGGGCUGGCAGAGCAGGGCGUGCCUCUGUGCUGGAGUCAGGAACAGCACCACAAGUUUCCUGAAGAGUUCAGGGACAAGGCAAGGUCCACAGUGGGCGCCCUGCUGAAAUGUGGAUGGUUCAUCGCGCUGCCUGGCCCCGCUCGAAGGGUGGUAGUGAGCAAUGCGAUGCAGCACCUGACACGGACACUGGUAUGGGGUGCCGUGAACCCAAAGGUGUUCCAGCAUCGUUGGGAGGACGUCUUGGGGCCAGAGCUGCACGAAGCGGCAUCCAACGUGUUGCAGAAAGCGGCCUAUGUGCCAGUGUCAACGACCAUCCAGCCAUCUCCGCAGUACCAGUUCCGGGUUGCACAAGGUGGGACGCUCUGGGGGCAUGUGUGCUCUUUUGAUGGGAGCUGGGCCGUGUUCUCUUUAGUUUGUGUUUGUUCCACCCAUUCUCAGGUUGUUGAGGCUGUUAUUAGAUCUGGUGUUGUUAGAUGA
Molecule: messenger RNA, 730 nt
Organism: Ostreobium quekettii
Lineage: Eukaryota; Viridiplantae; Chlorophyta; Ulvophyceae; Bryopsidales; Ostreobiaceae
Source: the annotation of a GenBank genome assembly